This is a messenger RNA of Mugil cephalus (flathead mullet), 748 nucleotides long. RefSeq names its product D-dopachrome tautomerase (gene ddt). NCBI's taxonomy places the organism in Eukaryota, Metazoa, Chordata, Actinopteri, Mugiliformes, Mugilidae. The transcript has 3 exons. The record is from RefSeq and is a predicted model, not a curated record. Gene Ontology annotation, molecular function: phenylpyruvate tautomerase activity. The coding region runs from base 81 to 437 and encodes 118 amino acids.
CUGGCUCCUCCCCCUCCGCUGCCUGCAGAGAUCUCCCUCCGCUCCGGUGCUUCGGUGCAGUGUCUGUCUCUGUUUUAAAGAUGCCUUUCGUGGAGCUGCGGACUAAUUUGCCGGCCGGCGUCUUUUCUCCGGACGUCCUGAAGAAGCUGAGCUGCAGCGUAGCGGAGACUCUGCAGAAACCAGAGGACAGGAUGAACGUGGUGGUGAGUCCCGGGCUGCCGAUGCUCAUCGCCGGCUCUUCUUCUCCGUGUGUGAUGCUCUCGGUUUCAGCCAUCAGCGUGACGGACUCCGCCGACAAGAACAAGGUCCACAGCAACAAGAUCUUUGAGUUCCUCACCAAGGAGCUGGGGCUGACUGAAGACAGGAUUGUUAUUCAGUUCCACGCUCUGGAGCCUCACCAGGUUGGGAAGAAGGGAACCGUCAUGAGCUUCCUGUGAAGCCUAGAAGACGAAGAGAAAGAAGAAGAAGAAGAAGAAGAAGACUUGGCUAAAGAGUCGGUUCACUUGUCACUUCAUGUGUUUUCAUCUCGUAUUAGUUCCCGCUCACUGUGAAUCAGAAUGAUGAUUAGACCCAUCACCGCUCCCACCUGGGUCAGACCACACUGGGACCACAUGAAGGAAAAAGAUCUUCUUUUUAUUUUCUAAUAUUUUCCCCUCAUGUAUUAAUCUUUAAGGAUUUAUAUUUUAAAUGACUAAUUAUUAAAAUAUCUAAGAUUGGAAGUGGAUCAAAUAAAGAUAGUUUGAUUAUA